Messenger RNA from Cuscuta europaea, 1836 nucleotides. NCBI's taxonomy places the organism in Eukaryota, Viridiplantae, Streptophyta, Magnoliopsida, Solanales, Convolvulaceae. The record is from the annotation of a GenBank genome assembly.
UCUGCUUUAAUUUUCUUUCCUGCAUCUUCUUUUUCCCUUUCUCUUUUUGCUAGUUUAGUAUUCUCUCUGCCCCCUCUCUCUUUGCUAGACCAUUUCUUUCUCCAGUCUCCACCAUACAUGUUUCCAAAACAAUCCGUCUCUCUUUAUUAAAGCUAAAGAGCAAAGAGUAAAGAGAUCACCGAAGAAAGAAAGAAAGAGCAAAUUCAAUGGUUUUCUCUUCUCUUCCUGUCUAUUUAGAUCAAUCAAAUUUGCACCAGGUGAGUUAGCCGAGGUUCUUUAUCAAUUUAAUCAUUUCUCUUUAAUUCUCUCCCUUCAUGUCUAAGGAAGAUCUUUUUCAUCCCAACUCCAAAAAGAAGAUUUUAAAAUUGGAAUUCAAAUUUUUAUUCCUACUUGGAUUGCUUUCUAUAGAUCUUUAUACAUAAACUCUUUAAUUUUUUUGCUGAAUAUACUUGAAAUAUAUACUACUGCUCCAAUCCGUAGUCCGCACAUGUUGAAUUUCUUAUUGGAAGCCUUACAAUCAUCAAGAAUCUGGAGUUGAAAACCGUCAGAUAUCGACCCACCCACCACCUCCGCCGUCUCAGGUGGCUGGAGGUGGCAGGCAAGGCUCCAUCCGCCCUUGCUCCAUGGUGGAUCGUGCCCGGCUAGCGCGAAUUCCGAUGCCUGAAAACGGGUUGAAGUGCCCUCGGUGUGAUUCAACUAGCACCAAAUUUUGUUACUUCAACAACUACAACUUGAUGCAGCCUAGGCACUUCUGCAAGGCCUGCCGCCGCUACUGGACUAGAGGCGGCGCUAUGAGAAAUGUCCCCGUCGGCGGAAACUGCCGUGGAAGCAAGAGGAGUAAGGGUGGCGGAUCAAGAUCCGGGCAAGUCAAGGCCGCCAUCCCGGAGAAAGUAAGUGAAGUCGUUGACACCACCGGCGUGGGAAACGCUUCCGCCGCCGGGGGAGCAUGUCCCACUAGCUCCGGAAGCGUUGGAAUUCCCACCAACAUUUCUCAGCCGGUGCCGCUUGUCAAUGAUGCUUUUCAUCCAGCCGGCUUGAGCUAUUACAUUGAUAAUAUCGGCGGCGGCGGCUCGAGUGUGGGAAGCCGCUUCCAAACCCCACAGCUAGUCGGCGGCCCAAUUGGAAAUGGCGGGUUUGGUAUCUUUAAUAGCAGCAGUUUCAUAUUCACCGGAGAUGCGGAGCCGUGGAGGUUUAUGGAUUCUUUGGCCGGCUUCGAGCCGGCUCCGUCCACAAGUUUAGACCCCUUUCAAGUUGAAGGGUCGGGAAAAAUGGAAGAAAGUCAGGGGUUGAAUAGCAAUUCAACAAGGCCGUUUUUGGGUAGUAUGGGGAAUAACCAAUUCUGGGUUGGUUCCGACGGAGGAAGAAAGGCAUGGACUGGCGGCGGAUUUUCCGGCCAGUUCAACUGAUCUUCUUCAGUUCGGUCUUCAUCUUCGUCAGCCAGCCAUUUUCUGUGAUCUCAAAAGCUGGGUUUUACAAACCCUAAGCUAGCUGCAUGGAAGGGUUUAUAUAUUCGAAAGAUCAAUGACGAACAGCAUAUAAGUCCUCGUUCAACAUCAACAGAAUUAAAGUACGUCGAUUUCUAGUAGUUUGCCGGACUCUUCUAUAUUUUAUGUGAUUUUAAUUCGUUGUAAGUUAAGUACUCUUCGUGGUAAAAUUGUGGUAUCAUGAAGUUAGGUCGUUUGCAUGAACUCUGAUUUGAAGCCCUAUAUAUAAUUUGUGCAGUACUUUGUACCGACUUUCUUGUCGUUUUGUUUUAACAAUUUUUCACUGUGAUAUGUUCUCUUUAUAAGUUUGAUGGUGUAGUCCGAUCUCAACUACUAUAUCUAUUAAUACCCC